GGUUUCACGGAACGGUACUUGGUUACCAGGAUUGGGGUCGAGAUGUCCUACAUCCCUGGCCAACCCGUCACUGCGGUGGUGCAAAGAGUUGAAAUUCACAAGCUUCGUCAAGGUGAGAACUUAAUCCUGGGCUUCAGCAUUGGAGGUGGAAUUGACCAGGACCCCUCCCAGAAUCCCUUCUCAGAAGAUAAGACAGACAAGGGCAUUUAUGUCACCCGGGUGUCUGAGGGCGGGCCUGCUGAAAUUGCUGGGCUGCAGAUUGGAGACAAGAUCAUGCAGGUGAAUGGAUGGGACAUGACCAUGGUCACCCAUGACCAGGCCCGGAAGCGGCUCACCAAGCGCUCUGAAGAGGUGGUGCGCCUGCUGGUGACGCGGCAAUCGCUGCAGAAGGCUGUGCAGCAGUCUAUGCUGUCGUAG
Chrysochloris asiatica (Cape golden mole) is the source of this 417-nucleotide messenger RNA. It is a transcript of the gene TAX1BP3, whose product is annotated as Tax1 (human T-cell leukemia virus type I) binding protein 3. The transcript is spliced from 4 exons. Lineage: Eukaryota; Metazoa; Chordata; Mammalia; Afrosoricida; Chrysochloridae. The record is from RefSeq and is a predicted model, not a curated record. Gene Ontology annotation, cellular component: postsynaptic density; postsynaptic membrane; adherens junction. Gene Ontology annotation, biological process: neurotransmitter receptor transport, endosome to postsynaptic membrane; neurotransmitter receptor transport postsynaptic membrane to endosome. Gene Ontology annotation, molecular function: protein binding. Bases 43 to 417 code for a protein of 124 amino acids.